AUUUGGAAAGGGUGGAUAAUUGUAAAUAACGAUGACAAAUAAAGGAGCUUCAGAAACCUUUUCAAAAUGGUUAAUGAGGAGUUUUGUUCUGAUGUGGGUAGCCCUUACACUGCUGACUGUUGCUCUUUUAUUACCGUACUGGGCAACUGGAAGUGUAGCUGAGGGUAAUAGAACAAAAACCGUCAGAAUCGGGCUCUGGAAUUACUGCGAAAAUUACUACGACGAAGGAUCCCCAACCCAAUGUAAGAGAGUACUUGACUACCCGUUACUCACUGAGGAACAAAAAGGUUUGCUGUGGAGCAUUUAUGCUUUGAUGCUACUUGUGCUAUUUUCUCUCACUCUUGCCAUUUUUACUCUUGGUCUCAAAAUGUUCCUUUUGAAAAGUAAAGUCAUUUUGUUGCCAGUCAGCAUUCUACUCAAUAGUAUUACAGUAACGGCCCUCCAAGUUGUUAUACUUCUUAUCCGUGUAAAUCUGGACCAGAUUGGGAGGGAUUUACCAGGAGCCUCUUUGCACUUUUCCUUUGUAUUAUCUUCAAUUGCAGAAUUUGUCUGCUUUGUGGCAGAUGUAAUGAUGGGAAUAGAAAAGUUAUUCCACCGAUAA
This is a messenger RNA of Saccostrea cuccullata (small rock oyster), 601 nucleotides long. RefSeq lists its product as uncharacterized. Bases 32 to 601 code for a protein of 189 amino acids. The record is from RefSeq and is a predicted model, not a curated record. Gene Ontology annotation, cellular component: plasma membrane. The transcript is spliced from 4 exons. NCBI's taxonomy places the organism in Eukaryota, Metazoa, Mollusca, Bivalvia, Ostreida, Ostreidae.